Molecule: messenger RNA, 3312 nt
Organism: Suncus etruscus (white-toothed pygmy shrew)
Lineage: Eukaryota; Metazoa; Chordata; Mammalia; Eulipotyphla; Soricidae
Gene: SLITRK4
Product: SLIT and NTRK like family member 4
Exons: 2
Coding region: 149-2665 (838 amino acids)
Biological process (GO): regulation of presynapse assembly; axonogenesis; positive regulation of synapse assembly
Cellular component (GO): membrane; glutamatergic synapse
Molecular function (GO): protein binding
Source: RefSeq, a predicted model, not a curated record
CACUCGAGGCGGACGCGGCUCUUGGCUCUGGGUAGUAGCUGGCGAGCUUCUCGGAGAUUUCUGGCCCCCCAGUAAGAUCACGGACCCCAGAGAAGCCGAUUGUUUCUCUUUAUUCCGAAGCUUAACAUUGUUUGCUGAGUGCAAGAAGAUGUUUCUUUGGCUCUUUCUGAUUUUGUCAGCCCUGAUUUCAUCGACAAAUGCAGAUUCUGACAUAUCGGUGGAAAUUUGCAAUGUGUGCUCCUGCGUGUCAGUUGAGAAUGUGCUCUAUGUCAACUGUGAGAAGGUUUCUGUCUACAGGCCAAACCAGUUGAAACCACCUUGGUCUAAUUUUUAUCAUCUCAAUUUCCAAAACAAUUUCUUAAAUAUCCUCUAUCCAAGUACAUUCGUGAAUUUUUCACAUGCAGUCUCUCUGCAGCUGGGAAAUAAUAAACUGCAGAAUAUAGAGGGAGGAGCCUUCCUUGGGCUUAGUGCAUUAAAGCAGUUGCACUUGAACAACAAUGAAUUAAAGAUUCUCCGAGCUGACACUUUCCUUGGCAUAGAGAACUUGGAGUAUCUCCAAGCUGACUACAAUUUAAUCAAGUAUAUUGAACGGGGAGCCUUCAAUAAGCUCCACAAACUGAAAGUUCUCAUUCUUAAUGACAACCUGAUUUCAUUCCUUCCUGAUAAUAUCUUCCGAUUUGCAUCUUUGACCCAUCUGGAUAUUCGGGGGAACAGAAUCCAGAAGCUCCCCUAUAUCGGAGUUCUGGAGCACAUAGGCCGCGUUGUGGAAUUGCAGCUGGAAGAUAACCCUUGGAACUGUAGCUGUGAUCUCCUGCCUUUGAAAGCUUGGCUGGAGAACAUGCCAUAUAACAUUUACAUCGGAGAAGCUAUCUGUGAAACUCCCAGUGACUUAUAUGGCAGGCUAUUAAAAGAAACCAACAAGCAAGAAUUAUGUCCCAUGGGAACAGGUAGUGAUUUUGAUGUCCGAAUCCUGCCUCCAUCUCAGCUGGAAAAUGGCUACACCACUCCCAACGGUCACACCACCCAAACCUCCAUCCACAGAUUAGUGACCAAGCCCCCGAAAACAACAAAUCCUUCCAAGAUCUCUGGCAUCGUGGCUGGCAAAGCCCUCUCCAAUCGCAAUCUGAGUCAGAUUGUGUCUUACCAGACACGGGUUCCUCCACUCACACCUUGUCCAGCACCGUGCUUUUGCAAAACACACCCUUCAGAUUUGGGGCUGAGUGUGAACUGCCAAGAGAAAAAUAUACAAUCUUUGUCUGAAUUGACACCAAAACCUUUAAAUGCCAAGAAGUUGCAUGUCAACGGCAAUAGCAUCAAAGAUGUGGACCUUUCAGACUUUGCCGAAUUUGAAGGACUAGAUUUGCUUCAUUUAGGAAGCAAUCAGAUCACGGCCAUCAAAAGUGAUGUUUUCCACAAUCUCACUAACUUGCGCAGAUUAUAUCUCAAUGGCAAUCAGAUAGAAAGACUCUACCCUGAAAUAUUUUCUGGCCUCCAUAACCUGCAGUAUCUGUACUUGGAAUACAAUUUGAUUAAGGAAAUCUUAGCUGGCACUUUUGACUCAAUGCCAAAUUUGCAGUUGCUCUACCUAAAUAAUAAUCUCUUAAAGAGCCUGCCAGUUUACAUUUUUUCUGGAGCACCCCUUGCGAGACUGAACCUGAGGAACAACAAAUUCAUGUAUCUACCUGUCAGUGGGGUCCUUGAUCAGCUUCAGUCCCUCACUCAAAUUGACUUGGAGGGCAAUCCUUGGGACUGCACGUGUGAUUUGGUGGCAUUAAAGCUGUGGCUGGAGAAAUUGAAUGAUGGGAUUGUCGUAAAAGAACUGAAAUGUGAGACUCCUGUGCAGUUUGCCAACAUUGAGCUAAAGUCGCUCAAAAAUGAAAUCUUAUGUCCAAAACUCUUAAACAAGCCAUCGGCAUCAUUCACCAGCCCUGCGCCAGUCAUCACAUUCACCACCCCACUGGGCCCCAUUCGAAGUCCUCCCGGUGGCCCAGUGCCUCUGUCUAUCUUAAUCUUAAGCAUUUUAGUGGUCCUUAUUCUUACCGUGUUUGUUGCGUUUUGCCUUCUCGUUUUUGUGCUGCGACGCAACAAGAAGCCUACCGCCAAGCACGAAGGGCUGGGGAAUCCAGAAUGUGGUUCUAUGCCACUGCAGCUGAGGAAGCAUGACCACAAAACAACCAAAAAGGACAGCCUGAGCACAGAAGCUUUUAUUCCCCAAACCAUCGAACAGAUGAGUAAGAGCCACACCUGUGGCUUGAAAGAGUCUGAAACCGGAUUCAUGUUUUCUGAUCCCCCAGGACAGAAAGUCAUUAUGAGAAACGUGGCCGACAAGGAGAAAGAUUUGUUACACGUGGAUACGCGGAAGAGACUGAGCACAAUUGACGAGCUGGAUGAAUUAUUCCCAAGCCGGGAUUCCAAUGUGUUUAUUCAGAAUUUUCUGGAGAACAAAAAGGAGUACAAUAGCAUAGGUGUCAGUGGCUUUGAGAUCCGUUAUCCAGAAAAACAACAAGACAAAAAAAACAAGAAGUCAUUGAUAGGCGGCAACCACAGUAAAAUUGUGGUGGAGCAAAGGAAGAGCAGUGAGUAUUUUGAACUGAAAGCCAAACUCCAGAGUUCUCCUGAUUACCUACAGGUCCUUGAGGAACAAACAGCUUUGAACAAGAUCUAGGUCAUGCAAUGUGACUACAUACAGAGGACAUUUAUUUAAUGAUGAAAGUGCCUUUUGUUGACUUGUUACGUCCAAAUACUAUAUUAUCAAUAGGCAUAGAGGCAGGUGUUUCCAAGGGUGUCUCAUUAACUGUAGCUGCAAAGAUGUGUCCAGUAGAAGAGAAUUUCCUUAAUAGAUUUUCCUACAUAAAACCUAUACUGUGGAGUCCUGUGGGGAUACUGCAAACUCUAUUGCCAAAGGGAUGCUUUAUAUACAUAACACUCUGACUUUAACCUCAAGAGGCAAAUUUGUUUUGUACCCCAAUGCAAAACCUUCGUCUCUUUGUGCUUUGUAAAGCAAACUCAAGAAAACUGGUACCCGUAUUUGUACCUUAGCUGGGUCCUUCACCUUGCACGUAGAUUAAGUUGGUGGAACUGGAGUAAUCCUUUUGAUUUGUGGCAUUGUAACAACUCUGUGUAAAGAUUAUCUGAAAAGUAAAAAAAAAAAAAAGCAUGCAAAGAGAGAACAUUCGAUAGUAUUUGUAAAUCGGUAACCUUUAUGGCCUGCAUCUUGAAACCGCUGGAUUUAUAAUGUUAAAUUGUGCAAAUAUUUGUUUAAAAUAUAUCAUGCAUUACAUAACUAUAAAAUAAAUUUGAACACUUUAAGCA